CCUACUUACAGCGACAAAGUGCAGCUUGUCCUGCCUCUCUGGCGGCUAGCUAGGUUCCUCAAACUGCCUUUUUGCCCCCACUGGAUCCGUACCUAGCGCCCCGCGGUCGCUGAUUGGUCGCGACGUGCGUGAGUGACGUCACGCACGCCAACAUGUCGGCUGUCUGUUUAUCAACACGGCCAGCGCGAACUCGCCACCCCCGCCGUGACAGACGCGACGCCAGCGCGUCACGUUUCCUGACUUGAACCGCGACACUGGUCACUGGAGGGCGAUGGACGUGCACGCCGCCAACCUGGAGUACUACGACAAAAUGCAGCAACUCGAGGAGAGGCUCAGGAGGAGUGAAGAAGAAAGGAUGCUUCUGCAGCGGCAAUUUGAUCUUCUUGUCCAGUCAAAUCAUGAUAAGGAAAGAGCUCGUGUGUCUGUUGUUGAGGCACGUUACAAGCGCUUUCUUGAUGAAGACAAACGGCGAAGAGACCGCAACAGUAGCCUUCUGCAAGCUUUAGACCGCAUUGACAGCCACACUGCAAGCCUUGCAGCUAAAACUGAACGGAUGCGUUCACUGAGGAAACAUUAUGAGGCUUUCAUUGCACACUCUUACCCUGGAUGGCAACUGGAAUUGGAAAGGCCUUAUUGUCCCCUUGCUGCCAUAGCACCAGCACCAAAUGUCAUGGCUAGAGUGACAGAUGUCACAGAAUAUGACUCAAAUAAUCCUCGAUGUUUCCCAGAUACGAGUGAGUUCAGUGACACACAAUAUCAUGCUCUGCCUGCCAUAAGCCCCAAGCCUUACAGCCCUCUUGCCAGUCCUCUCUGCCGCUCUGAACUUGCCAUAUCUACUAGAGAUGACUUCCCUUCAGUGGGGCGAUCAUUGUAUCGCACAGGCUCAGCAGCAAUUAGAAGUGCUUCUUUAAGUCCUUCUAGAGUUCGUGACUUGUCAUCUCAAUAUGAUGCUAAGAAGAUGACUUCCCCAUCAAUCAGAAAUUAUGACUCGUAUUCACCAUCCAAGAUUUCAGAAGUGGGUCUUUCCCCAAGGCUGAGGAAUGAAUCAAAUUUUACUAAAAUAAAUAAUGGACUCUCAUCUCCGAGGGAACCGUCUUAUCAAAGCAAUCUACAAACUUAUGGCCAAGAUAGGCCAAUUUCUUAUAGACCAUUGUCUACUACAAAUCAUUGUUUCCUGGACUAUGACCAUGGCACAUCGGAGGCAGAUUUGAAUACCAGUGGUGACUUGCUGAAUCUCUCUAAUUUAUCCUUAUCUGAUGAUGGAGUUCUAAAUGAUCCAGAAAUCCUUGAUUCAUCAUCACGAUUCUCACCCAUCAGUCAUCCCACUUAUACUUCCCCAAGAGACUAUGGGUCCUCCAAACAAAUUCCGUCAAUCUCUCUGUCCAUACCCCCAGCCUCAGUCAGGCAUCAUGUCAGCCCACGAGAAGUCUACAUACCAAAAAGAAGUGCUUCACUUUCACCAUCUCUCUUCACCAGCCCCUCCCCUAAAUCUAUUCUGUCCCCACGAAGCAGAAAAUCUGAUGUUACAUCAGACAGUGUUCAUCGAAUCCUUUAUCCAUCAGAUGCAGACUUUCAAAGAACAGAACCAUUAUUGAGUCCUAGAAGACAGAAGUCAACUUGGCAAACUCUUCGGCCAAGCUACUUACCUCCUCCAUCCAGAAGUACAAUCAGGCGAUCUGUAACUUUUUCAGAGCCUGAAUACGAAACUCCUUAUAGUUUGAGAGAUGAGGCUGGAAGUCCGUACAGUGGCUCUUAUGGUUCUUUGAGAAGACACUCACCAUCUUCACCUAUUUCAAAUUGGGAAUCAAGUGAUCAUGAGCGCUACUUACGUGAAAAACAAAGCAGGGAAAAGGAUGCUUUUCGAGAGAAAAUAGAGAGACUCAAAGAGCUGAUAAAAGAAAAUAAAGACCACGAAAUGGGCUUCGCAUGCACAGAUACUCGUUCUAGGAGCCCUUCUUUUCAACCCAAGGUAAGAGAUCAUGAAAAAGAAAAGUGUGAUUCUCUGGAAAGUUCCAUUGACCGGGAUUGGAAAGCCUCACAGUCUCGUAGAUCAUCCCUUGCAACUGAACUUGUCUCUGAUGAUGAUGAUGAAGAGAACAUCUCUUCACCUUACAAGAACGCAAACAAAACAGAUGAGCUGGAAAGUAAAAACGGAGUGCAUACCUCAAAAAUGGAUUUUGCUGAAGAUGUUUCAGAGCCAAUUACUGAUAAAGAACACUGGUCAGGUAAAUUCAACGAAAAAGAUGAAGAUGCUAAGGAAAAUCUAAAAGCCCCUGAAAUAAAGGACAAAGGCACUAAGGAUCAAUCAGAAUCAGAAAAAUUAAAUCUUGAUGAUGGUUAUGCUUAUACACCAUAUGAGUCAACAGAAUUUAAAGAAGGAAAAGAAUUUAAAGACACUGAAAAUCCAUCAACUCAAAGUAAGCAGGAGUCUCAAGGAGAGCAUGCACAGCCAAAUGAUGGAAAUAAAAUGGAUCAGGAACGUGUGAAUGACACAGAAGAAAAACAACUUCAAGAUGCAGGAAAGGAGAGCUCAGACUUCAUCUACAUGGAGAGCAUAAGAGAGGGUGACACAGGGGAACCACUCUCAGAAAAAGCUAUUGAUUUUGAACACUCAGACAAUUUGCAAAAAGUUGACCAAACUGAAGCAAGCUUCCAAAACAACUUGCCAACCAAAGAAGGGCAGGAGAAUUUGAACGAGUACCAAAACAAUUACAACUAUGAGGCAGAUCCAAAACAGCAAGAGUGGGCUACAAAUGAAGACGGUGGAACACAAGGGCCACAAAAUAUGCAGUACGAUGACUCAACUCCCACAGGCUAUGAGAAUCAAAGCCAAAAUAAUGCAGCACUUGGACAAGAAAGUGGGUUUGAGGGAUAUCAAACAGAAGGCGGUCAGGAACAACAGAGAUAUGAAAAUUACCAAUCUAACACUGCACCUGACCAGCAACCACAAGAAAAUUAUGGAGAAAAUGCUGGGUACGAACAGUAUCAAGAGCCCAAGCAAGCAACAGAAACUGGGUACCAGGAGUAUUCGGAAGACCCAGGUCAAUAUCAACAAAAUUACCAAGCGUAUUCCGAAGACCAGCAGUAUAAUGAACAACAAGAUCCCACCUAUAAUGCCCAAGACCCAGGUUUUAAUUCACAAGAUCCAAACAGCUAUCAAUAUUCACAAGACCCAAACAAAAACCAGUAUCAAGAGUACAACUAUGAGCAGAAUCAGGAAGCAUAUGAUUAUUCUCAAGACCCCAACUAUCAACAAGAUCAAGCAUACCAGCAGGAGCAGCAGUACCAGUCUGAUCAAGCUUACUUACAAGAUCCCAAUUACUCCCAAGACCAGCAGUAUCAGCAGAGCUCAGAAUACCAGCAAGGUCAACAGUAUCAAGAAGCUGGCUAUGAUGGGUCUGGACAGUAUCAAGGAUAUCAACCUGGUACGGAUGAUCUAUCAGAGGAAACAACUCCAUCUGCUGAUUCCAAUUAUCAAGGUCAAACUCUGGGCGGCGAAGCAAAGGACCAAUCUCAAACUUUGGAGCAGUACCGUGCUUUGCUGGGAGCCGACCCCAGCAGUGAGCCAGGGUUUAGUGAUUCCAGUGAAAUUGAGAACCAGAUGGCUGCUGUGGUUGGACUGGGUGGAAACUCAAGUGUUGUGGAACAAGCCCCAGCAACUUCGCCACCCGUGGCUCCAGCAGCAGCAAAGGGAAAGGCCAAGAAAAAGCCUCAGCUCACCCGGAAGCAAAGCAGCAUCACAGCCGAUAGUGUAGAGGGCAACGAGCAAAAGACACCGUCUCUUCCAAAGACGCCCGAAGUGAAAUCGGACCCAGCAGCACCUCAGCAAAGUGACAGUGACUUUGACAUUAGUUCACAGUAGACACACUUUCCCUUUUUACCAUUUGGUGCCUUAAAAAUGGAUUCUUUCAUAGCACAUUUGUAAUGUAGUCAACACUAAGAAGUACUGUUAUCAUUCCUAAAUAACCAAAGAAUUUUUUAAGUAACAAGGAUAUUUUAUGUAGCAAUAUACAGAUCUAGUUCAUAUAAGUUAUUCUCUCUCUUCUCCUUUUUACUGAUUGUCUUUUUCCCUCACCCAUGUUGCAUGUGUAAUUGAAUUGUUUCAGAAGGCAGAAUUUUCAAUUGUUCUAUAAGCACUUAAACAGUUACAAAAAGCUUCAUUCAAUGUUAUGGGUCUAAAGAACGAUUUUCAUGAAAUAUGUGACAGCUUAAUUGAGCUUAUUGGUGAAUUUAUUCUUUUAGAAUUCAUAGCCCUUUAUAAAUGUUGCAAAUAAAAAUAAAUACAUGACAGGGCA
Thrips palmi is the source of this 4295-nucleotide messenger RNA. RefSeq lists its product as uncharacterized. The coding region runs from base 272 to 3862 and encodes 1196 amino acids. Lineage: Eukaryota; Metazoa; Arthropoda; Insecta; Thysanoptera; Thripidae. The record is from RefSeq and is a predicted model, not a curated record. The transcript is spliced from 6 exons. Gene Ontology annotation, biological process: spindle organization. Gene Ontology annotation, cellular component: centrosome.